Molecule: messenger RNA, 3750 nt
Organism: Letharia columbiana
Lineage: Eukaryota; Fungi; Ascomycota; Lecanoromycetes; Lecanorales; Parmeliaceae
Exons: 1
Coding region: 1-3750 (1249 amino acids)
Source: RefSeq, a predicted model, not a curated record
AUGGCUUCUAUUCGCAAGAAAUUGAGUAUGGCGCUGGGCAUGAAUGGCAAAGGAUCGCCCUCUACAAGCAAAGCCAAUAGUAUGGACGUGGACAGAGGCUCUAUUGACUCCGGCUAUCACAGCAUGAUCGCUAAGCACAAACGUCAAAGUCAAGGCAGCAUCAUUCAAGGAACCACUUUCAUAACCUCGGGCGCCGAAAGUUCUCCGGAACGUUCUCCAAGAAAGCUGCAUAAAGCCAUCUCAACGACUUUCUCAGGAGCAAUGCAGGCCUUCUCUAACACCGUCCGCUCUACGACCUCGUACAUAUAUCCCACCGCUGGCGAGCCCGAGCUUCCUUCAAGUGAAUGGGCUGAGUGUGAGACACCAAAGAAAGAGAGCCGCCGAUCUUCCAUCAUGUCUUCUGUUCGACGGCGGAAGCAACGAUUCACUCCACGAGCACCAGAUGCCAACAUCGAGUCCCCAGAACUACCGCAAUCACCCGUGCCAGUGACACGGGAGAAGGCACCGGCGCUUCACGUGGAGUUUCCCAACCCUUCUUUCAGUUGUGAGUCCCUGGGGAGUGCCUCAUUAUCCAGAGGAUCACAAUGGCUUGCUGGUUUAAAGCUACCCGCAGGACCAAAACAUCUGUGGCCAGGCCCUACAAGAUUGACCGUUGACCAAGCCUCGGGUAAUGACGGACAGGAAAGUAUGCAUCCUGUGCCCUCGAAUUUCGAUGAUCCAUACGUCGAACAAGGAGAUAGACUUCAGCACGGUCUUUCCUUCAUCACCUCAGCAUCCGAGUCGGCCUGGGAGUCUUCACUUCCAGAAACCAACAAGCGUCCCCCCAGUGAUGACAAAGGGUACUUUUCAGAAGUGGAAAGCAAUGCCGAUGUUUCCGAGUCUGAUGGAUUGGCCCCAGCCUGUCUGAAAUAUGUAAUACCGGGGUCGCCAGAGGCAAGAACCAGCUCACCAUGCUGCCAUAAGGAUCCUGCAGCGCCUCACGUCCAAGUUGCGUCGUCUGCAUCUUCAUGUCGGAGGACCAUCCCGUCUCGGAUGUCUCCUUCAGUGCUAUUAGGGUCGAAGCCUUCGAAGCUGGAGACUUUAGACGGCACUGCCGAACAGACAGCAUCGCCGCACUCCCCAAGCUGGACAUCUAGCCCUCCCUGUGCCGGUUUCGAAGACGGUCUCAAUGCUUUAUUCCCUUCAUACGAGGAUGCGAUGACGCCGGAAUUGAGAUUGCUCUACAAGCGGCUGCAGUCUGAUGCCUAUGACGCUGACGCUGAGUCUUUGGAGUCGAGCAUGGGCUCUCGAGCUGCGUGGAAGCGUCAUCGAGCAGAUCGCGAGAGAAGAUAUAUGGAGAUCAUCGACAUGGCCCCAAACACCGAGUCUGAUGAGGAUUUGGGACCUGAAUUAGAGUUAAAGAGAUCCCCCUCAAAGAAGCCAGUGCACUACGCAGAGGAGUUGGUCCAGGAUACGGUCAGCAUUGGAGGGUCUGAAUCCGUACCAAGAUAUCCAACCGGCGCUCUACGCUACGCUAUUGAGGCUAUCGAAAGGCCAGCUUUUCCUGUUGGUGAUUUGGCCUAUGCGGUGGAGGCAAUCGAAAGGCCGGCUUUCCCUGUUGGCGAUUUGGCCUAUGCGGUGGAGGCAAUCGAAAGGCCAUCCGUUACGACAUUCGAUCCUCUAGAGACGGUGUUCCAACAACGGCCCAUGUUACGUCUGAGUGACACAAUCGACGAGCAAGAAACCUUACAAGUGUCUGACCCUCAGGAUUUGUCGCCAUCGCGCAUGGAGGCCCCUUCGUCGCCACCUACAGACUUGUCUCCCUCGCGAGUGAUGCUCCCACCGUCUCUAGAGUCUUCCCCGGUCGAAAUCCCAGCAGCUCCUAAAUUCACGAUGACGACUAUGACAUUUACAGACGAAGAGCUUCUGACUUUCGGAGCAGGCAACCUUGACGGGCAGCGCGUUCGUCAGUUCUCUUCUGAGUCUACUGAUGUAUCUGCAAACUCCUCGCCCGAGCAACAGUUCCGUAUGGCACCAGAAGAUGCCUAUGAAGCAGGCCUGAAAGCUGGAGGUCUUUUCACUCCGACGUACUUGUCACGAUCCUCGAAGACAAGCCCGGUGAGAGAAGAUGCUUGCGAAGCUGGGCCCAGAGCUGAUGGUAAUAUUAUGCCCACAGGCCCUUCGGAUGUGGUGCAGGCAAGGCCUACGUUCGCAAUGGACAAUUCUUAUGAAGGCGAUCUCAAAGCCACCGCCCCUUUCACUCCGAUCUACAAAGAGACCAGCCAGUGCACUUAUCGUGAGCAGUUGGAGGCUGAAUCUACGUUGCCAAAGCCACGAUCGCGAAACGGUACUCCUUUCGGGCACAGCAGGACGGUAUCAGCUUUUAGCGAUGAUACAGACGAUAACUGUGCGAUCACGACGCACAGUCCAUCGUGCAGUGUUCCACCACCAUUCCCAAGUCUCCAUGUCCGAUCAGAGCCUGCACGUCGCAUUCCAAGUGCCAUUGAUGCAUUAGCCGCACAUGGUGAUGAGCAAAUACGCAUUGCCGGACCCGCAAAUGCUGGUAUCAACCCUUCACUACCGUCACCUUUUGAUGAUCCUGGAGACCAAACCGACGAGGCUAUAUCGAAGCUUUUCUCCCCUAAGACCUCGGAGGGUGCAAAAUCGCCCAAUAGCUAUGCUCAGGUGACGUGGCUAGAGCUGCAUGACCUUCAAAGUCCAUCACCAGAUACAACGAGUAGCAUACAGUCUCCAAGCAACAGCAACACUCCGCAGGAGACGUUCAAUGCGGCCAAACUGCCGAGCUUUGUCUCGCCUUCUCUUAGCGCGUCCAGGAAAGCUCGUCAUAAACAAAAGAAGAGCUCCAGUGGUAUGGGAACCGUUCCAUUGACAGACCUUACAGGGCAUCCCAGAAACAUCAUCUUAGAGCCGGACUUUAGCCCCUAUAACUAUGAGCUCAACAAGCACAGCGCCUUCGGUGAAACGCAAACGUCACUCGGUGAAAGCGCUAGGAUUGCAGGAGGCAGUGUUCAGACGCCUAGCCCUAAUUGCCAACUCGGCAGGAAGAAUCGACGUGGCAGAGGUCAAACAUCGCCUGAAGAGUCUACUGAGAUAGUUGGAGGUAGUUUUAGGUGGUUGGAUCCCAGCUCAAAGUCCAAGGGGAGCAAGAAGAGCCCUGGCGGUACGGGGCAAGUAACUGCAACAUUGCCCAUGACGUCUAGCCCUCCACGAAUGAAGAUCCUUCGAGCCAAAGGUCAAGUGUCAUCUGGUGAAAGCAGUGAGAAUGCAGGAAAUGCUGUCAAGGGCUCGACGUCACGCUUUGAGCCCGAAUUCAGCAUCAAGCAUUUUGAUUCAAUGAGUGAUGUUCCUCCCUUAUAUGCCAAUCGAAAGUCAGGUGGCACCUCGUAUGCCGGUCACGAAUUAGACAGCGUCCUCCAGACAAAUCCCUCUGUGUACUCCCGCCACGAACUGGGCGAAGGCCUUCAGCAGGACUGUGAUGAUAAGGCAGCACACUUUACCCGCGACAAUGAGACCAUUGGCAACGACAGUGAAUCAGGCAAGGAUGCUCCACGUGCUCGAGGUCAGAAAAAGAACGGCAAGCCGCCUCCGGAGGCAGAGAAGAAGCUUGCGGUGCAAAGGGAGCUUGAACGAAAGUCGGAUCGCGCAUGCAGUCGGCUCGUUAGCAAGCUGAAGAGCGGGGCUCUUAGGGAGGAUGAUGUUCCUGAGGACAAUUCAGCUCACGAAGAAGGAAGACCUCCCUGGCGACCUUAA